This is a messenger RNA of Penicillium odoratum, 759 nucleotides long. Its product is annotated as spherulation-specific family 4 protein. The record is from RefSeq and is a predicted model, not a curated record. Lineage: Eukaryota; Fungi; Ascomycota; Eurotiomycetes; Eurotiales; Aspergillaceae. The coding region runs from base 1 to 759 and encodes 252 amino acids. The transcript has 3 exons.
AUGGGUCUCAGAGUCAUCGUUCCACUCUACGUAUACCCUAGCCCUGGGGCCUGGUCUCCGCUGGAAGAUGUGAUUUCAGCCCACCCAAAUGUCAAUUUUAUCAUCGUAAUCAAUCCUGGUAACGGCCCAGGGCCAAACGACUUACCCGAUGCCAAUUACACAAGUGCAAUCCCGAGGCUUUCUUCUCACGCCAAUGUACGACUUCUAGGCUAUGUGCAUACCUCAUACACAACCCGCAAUGCCGCUGCAGUCUAUAGGGAUAUAAAAACCUAUGCUGAGUGGCCGACUCAUUCUGGCAAUCCCGAUUUGGCCGUUCGGGGUAUAUUCUUCGAUGAGACACCACAGCAAUACAGUGUCCACUCUUUCGCUUACUUGCAAAAUUUGACCCAACUGACCAAGGGCCUAAACGGGCUUGGCUCCAAUCCCUAUGUCGUCCAUAAUCCAGGGGCCGUUCCGGACUCCCGAUACAUGUCUACUGCAGACUCGACUGUCGUGUUCGAGGAGACUUAUAGCACCUUCCAGGAGCGGCAUGGGGCGGGCCUGCUUAUGCCAAUCCGGGACAACGAUCGUACCCAACGCGCUGUUUUAAUCCACUCCGUGCCGGAAGGCGUAGAGGGGUCGGAACUUCGCCAUCUGGUUCAGAAGGUCCGCAAGGUUGCCGAUGAGGUUUUCAUCACCCACCUUAGCACCGAUUACUAUGCUAGCUUUGGGUCGAAGUGGGCCGAGUUUGUCGAUCUGAUGUCGGCCGAUUUUGUAUGA